Molecule: messenger RNA, 663 nt
Organism: Aedes aegypti (yellow fever mosquito)
Lineage: Eukaryota; Metazoa; Arthropoda; Insecta; Diptera; Culicidae
Exons: 2
Coding region: 77-574 (165 amino acids)
Source: RefSeq, a predicted model, not a curated record
UGAAAUCAGUUCAAGUUCAAGUGUCAUCCUCUUCCAUCAAUUUUGAGUUUGAUUUCAGUCUGCCUGAUUUUUCAAAAUGAAGACCUUCAUUAUUGCGUUGUUCUGCAUUGCGACCGCUUUCGCCGAUGUUAGUGAACUGCUACAUCAGCCAGUACCCCAUCAUCUAGAGGAGCAUCACCAGCAGGAUGCUCAUUUGAUCGAUCCGCACCAUUCCAGCAACACAGAUCACCACUCCGAAGCCAUCCACGUAGAAAAACACAUCACCUUCGAUUUUGGACUGGAGAACGAGGGAGUUGAAAUUGUCGAAGCUAUCGAAGUACUACCAGUGGGACACGUCGACGUUAAAGGAGUUCAACUGACCGAAGAACACAAGGAUUACCAGGCACCCUACAGCUACGAGAAGCCAACUGUUCAGUUGGACUACGUGGCUCCGAUUGUACCGGAACCAACUCCGGAAGUGGAGACUCCGAUCUUCAAGGAUCAACCGAUCAGCAAUAACUAUCUGCCACCGAAGUACACCCAAGAUCAUCCAGCCAAGCGACAUGUCAAGUACAUCGUUCGUCGCCGCGUUUAAGUUUAUGUCCAUUAAAACUGAAUUUCGAUUGACCUACAUAAAAUUUCAAGAAAAUUUAAGUUGCAAUAAAAUGUGAAACCCCCAUCAAA